Molecule: messenger RNA, 1493 nt
Organism: Chinchilla lanigera (long-tailed chinchilla)
Lineage: Eukaryota; Metazoa; Chordata; Mammalia; Rodentia; Chinchillidae
Gene: Il15ra
Product: interleukin 15 receptor, alpha
Exons: 7
Coding region: 16-753 (245 amino acids)
Biological process (GO): interleukin-15-mediated signaling pathway
Cellular component (GO): plasma membrane
Molecular function (GO): interleukin-15 receptor activity
Source: RefSeq, a predicted model, not a curated record
CUGGCUCCGCUCCACAUGCAGUACAACCCACCACACGGUGCCACGUGUCCGACCCCCACGUCCGUGGAGCAUGCAGACAUCCAGGUCAAGAGCUACAACUUGCACUCCAGAGAGCGAUAUGUUUGUAACUCUGGUUUCAAGCGGAAGGCGGGCACAUCCACCUUGACCGAGUGCGUGUUUAACAAAACCACAAACAUCACCCACUGGACGGCUCCCAAUCUGAAGUGCAUCAGAGAUCCCUCCCUGACUCACCAAAAGCCAGUGCCACCCUCCACAGUAGUGACGACAAGGGUGACCCCAGAGCCAGAGAGCCCCUCCCCUUCUGGAAAAGAGCCAGCAGCUUUAUUUCCCAAGUCAGACACCCCACUGGCCACAGAGACAGCCACUGUGCCGGGGCCCUGGCUGAUGUCAUCCAAACCACCUUCCGUAGACACCACGGGGAUAGGCAGUCAUGAGCCCUCCCAAAUCCCAUCUCUGACAACAGCAGUGACCUUGGAGCGCACGCCCUCUCCUUCCCACGGGACACCAGGUGCUCAUCCACACAGCUCCAGAGAUGUACGUACGGUAGCCGUCUCAACAUCUGUUGCCGUGGUUUUCGUAGUGUGUGCGGCACUCCCGCUGGCGUGGUAUAUCAGAGCAAGGAAUACUUCCCAGCCACGUGCUGUUGAAAUGGAAACUGUGGAAGCAAUUCCAAUGACUGGGGACGCCAGCAGCAGAGAGGAAGACGCAGGGCCCUGUCCACUCAACCUCUGAAACUCAGGAAAACCAGCGGGCUCAGUCUGGAGCGAAGGAUCCAGCUCUGCUGUAGCUGAGCAGGACCUGGGAGACACUGGGAAAAAGCCCAACAGGAUGAUCAAGUCUCUGGCUUGAUCGUGUGGACUGUGCCUGGGCACAUCCCAAAGACUGAGGAGGUCCUCCCGCAUCCGGUGGAUGCUGCCCGCCCAGCUGGCCGCGGUACACAGCCAGCUUCCUAAAGUGCGGACGGCUGCAGCUCUCGGGAGGGGGCUGAAGGUCGUCCUGAAGGCCUCGCGUCUCACUCUGACGUUGAUGCAGACAGCUUAUCCACUUGCCUGUCUACUCCGUACCUCAUCCUGACUCGCAGUCUACAGAGAACAGUUAACAACAAGGCUCUUCUGAGCCUGGGAAGACACCAGCAUUUGAGUUCCUCAGACCUCUCUCCUGCAUGUACUGAAAGGGAGCUGAGGGCUGGGGAUGUAGCUCAGUGGCAUAAGCGCUUGCCUGGCAAGCCUGAGGUCAUGAGUUCAAUUUCUGGUACAAAAAAAAAGAUGAAAGGGAGCUGAGAAAGGCAGUGGAGAUAUUGAGCCAGCGAAUUCUCUUGAUGUAAGGAUUCAGAAGGAAAAUUGAACUCAGUGAUGUUUUAUAUGCUUUUAUAUUUAUACUUCCCUGUUUGUUAUGCUAUGUUAUGUAUGAUUUAUAUUUUGAAAGUGUGCCUUGUACAAACAAAAUAAAAUAUCUAUUUUCAGUAUUAAAAA